Molecule: messenger RNA, 843 nt
Organism: Amphibalanus amphitrite
Lineage: Eukaryota; Metazoa; Arthropoda; Thecostraca; Balanomorpha; Balanidae
Product: cuticle protein CP14.6-like
Exons: 3
Coding region: 231-785 (184 amino acids)
Cellular component (GO): chitin-based extracellular matrix
Molecular function (GO): structural constituent of chitin-based larval cuticle
Source: RefSeq, a predicted model, not a curated record
GUAAGAAGGAUCAUACGGACCGUAUGGGCCUCAAUACCGCCCCUAUGAUUCAAGCAACUAGGCGAGUGGGUUGAGGGCGCGAUGGGCGCUAUCAAAAACUAUGUCAGCGCUGCUAAAUUCACAUAAGGACACGCAGCACAUUACCGAAUCUUGCGCUGUAUGCCAAUUUUCCCCCACGCAGGCGACAUUGACAAUGACGGAGACCGGUCGGACGUCCAUUCAGCGAGUCUAUGACCCUGGCCGAUAGAUGGCACUGCUGCAGCCUCAGCCGUAUAAAGCCGAUGUGCGGUGAUCCACUCGACAUUCAGAGCACAGUCAGCCACCUAAAACAAUCACCAGACAUGAACACCAUCAUCGUUGCCUGCCUUGUGGCUGUGGCCGCGGCCGCUCCCCAAAUAAGCAACCAGCCCGACCAGUACUCGGGUAACCCCCAGCCGCUGAUCAACAUUCUUAGCCAGAGCUUCGAGCAGGACCCCAACACCGGCAACUACAAGCACAGCUAUCAGCAGGACAACGGACAGGCCGUCGCCGAGGAGGGCAGCGUGUACCCGGGCCCGCAGCCGGAUACGGGCAGCAUCACCCAGCAGGGCAACUUCCAGUUUGUCGGUGACGACGGCAACACCUACCAGAUCUCGUACGUGGCCAGCGAGGGUGGUUUCCAGCCGCGAGGUGCCCACCUGCCCGUGGCGCCGGCUCAGAUUCCCGAGUAUGCCCAGCUGCGUCAGGAGCACCCGGAGCUCUUCUGGGCCGAGGGACAGCAGCCGCAGCAGCCCACCUACGUCUAGUGGCGCAAAAUGUGUCUAAAUAAUUGUUUUGUGAUGUGAAAUAUAUGGAGAAGUAAAA